AUGGGAUCAUCAGGUUUUUGCUCGAUAUGCUUAAUCUACUCUGUAGUGGCUUUAAGUUGUGGAACCCUAAUGAUGUUCUAUAGCCAUGAGGUUUUUGCAUUUAGCCAUGGCAAUGAAACUGCAAUUAAGCUAUUGGGAUCAACACCCCAUGACCAAUUGUUGAUCAAAACCUCUGAUUCGUUCUCGGGUCUGCUUUUAUUUGCUGUUGGAAUUCUCUUGUUCAUGGUCGCAUUUGUGAAAGAUAGGGAUUUUCAGAGCUUUUUUGCUAAAGGGUGUGUUCUUCUUCAUAUUGCGAUGGCAGUUUGGAGAAUAUAUUUUGAGAGGAAGCUUGAAGAGCUUGGUCGUGAUUGGCUCAGGCUUGUUCUAGGUGAUUUUGUUUUGGCACUUUCAUGGGUGUUGUUUCUUGUGUACAGUUGGAGAGAAAAAUAUGAUUAG
This is a messenger RNA of Lactuca virosa, 435 nucleotides long. NCBI's taxonomy places the organism in Eukaryota, Viridiplantae, Streptophyta, Magnoliopsida, Asterales, Asteraceae. The record is from the annotation of a GenBank genome assembly.